AACCGACAAGCCUCUGCCUGAUCUGUCACUGCAGAAACACUUCGUUGGGCUUUCAAACUAAAAGUGGGUCCCGAUUAGCUCUAAAAAUGGUUCAUUCCAGUCCUGCACUGCACGUCAUCCGAGCCAAGAAUGGUCCGUUCCACCCAGCUGUUGCCCGUUGAUGGUUCGUUCCAGGCACACCCUAUCCGAAAAUGAGGAUGGUUUGAUCCAUCAUUAGAGAACUUUAGCAGUUAUGCCUAUAUAGGACCGCACCAGGGAAGGAGGCGGCUUGAUACGCAAUUAUUCUUCUGUUGUUCCGGUCCGGAGAAGAUUGACGUCUCAUUCCGCGACUCUCAGGGCGCGCGCGGCAGAGGCAAGGCCGGGGCGAUGGAGCGCUGCGCCUGCGUGGAGAGGGAGCUGGACAAAGUGCUGCAGAAGUUCCUGUGCUACGGCCAGCACUGCGAGCGAGGUCUGGAGGAGUUGCUGCGCUACGUCAGCCAACUGAGGGAGGAGCUGGGCGCUGCAGCCUUGCAACGAACGCCACUGUCUGCUACUCUCUCCCUGGUUAUGUCCCAAUGCUGUAAGAAGAUCAAAGACACAGUGCAGAACCUAGCUUCAGACCACAAAGACAUUCACAGCAGUAUCUCUCGUGUGGGCAAAGCAAUCGAUAGGCAUUUUGAUGCUGAUUUGUGUGGCAUUGUUCCUGCUAUGGUCUGGGAGUCUCAAGAGAAGCAGAUCCUGGUGUUGGCCAUCAUAGAGCACCUCUACCAACAAGGGAUGCUGGGAGUGGCAGAGGAACUGUGUCAGGAAUCCACUGUGAAUGUGGAUGUAGACUUUAAAAAGCCAUUCCUGGAACUUAACAGCAUAUUGGAAGCUCUGCACAAACAGGAUCUGGAGCCUGCUCUGAGUUGGGCAGUCUUCCACCGACAGCAGCUGGCAGAAAUGAACAGCAAUCUGGAGUUCCGGCUGCAUCGACUCCACUUCAUCAGGCUCCUUGCUGGCGGUCCAGGCAAGGAGCUAGAGGCCCUGAGCUACGCACGCCAUUUCCAGCCCUUUGCUCACCUCCAUCAGCAAGAGAUCCAGGUGAUGAUGGGCAGCCUGGUGUACCUGCGUUUGGGCCUUAAGAAUUCUCCAUAUAGGCAUCUUCUGGAUGAGAGUCAGUGGACUGAGAUUUGUGAGAUAUUCACUCGUGAUGCCUGUGCCCUGUUAGGUCUCUCAGUGGAGUCACCUCUGAGUGUCAGCUUUGCUGCAGGAUGUGUAGCACUGCCGGUGCUGAUGAACAUCAAGGCUGUGAUUGAGCAGAGACAGUGCACGGGUGUCUGGAGCCACAAAGAUGAGCUGCCUAUUGAAAUUGAGCUUGGGAUGAAAUGCUGGUACCACUCGGUCUUUGCAUGUCCCAUUUUGCGACAGCAGACAACUGAUUCUAACCCACCUAUCAAGCUCAUCUGUGGGCAUGUUAUUUCUCGAGAUGCCCUUAACAAGCUCAUCAAUGGAGGGAAGCUGAAGUGUCCAUAUUGUCCCAUGGAGCAGAGCCCAGCUGAUGGAAAACGCCUAAUCUUUUGAUAAUGGCAUGCCUUGGAGAUGUUCUGGUGAAAAUAGGCUAUUGGGAUAAUGCUUGAUGGAAGGUGGCAUAUGCUGGCAGGAAGGGUCUUCUGCUGUGAACAGUAUUAGCUGCUACACGCUGUGAACUGACUGUAGCUCACUGGGCCAGAGGAGAGCAAUCUUAUGUCUACUGUAAGCCAAGCCACAUUAUUCUGUACUCCUCGCAACAUACAACUUCCUAGGAUUCUUCCUGGGAGCUUUAACUGGCAGUGAUCCUUCCUAGCAAGAUGGUUUACACUCUCCCCAUGCAUAGCUCUACUUGUUGAGAUACAGCUUGUAUCACAAAUAGUACACAGGGAGCUGUUGCUAUUUUUAAAACACUUCAAGAUAAAUCUAGGUCUUUUUUUCUGUUUCAAUCCAUCAGUUGGCGGGGGGGGGGGGAGUCUUAGAGCUGCCUUUCUCUUCCCACUGCCCAAUAUGUGCUUUUGACAAUGGGAAGGAUGGAAUUUAAGUUGGGAGAAGUAUGCUGGAAACUUGGCUUACUGCUAUUUUGAAGAAAAGUUUAAAAUAGGUUGGAAAUGCAAUGGUGAAAAUAUUUGAAUCAACAAAGGUGGAGUUUGGGCCCUCUGUGUACUAAUACACAGUGUAGCUCUUCAAAAAACAAGGGAUAAGUAAUAAGGUGUAUUGUUUCCUAAUGAAAAUAACACAAGUGAAAAACUGGGACAGCACUGUAUUGAAGAAAUUCAUACUUUAUGACAGGUACAUGAUAGCAGCUUGCUGCUUUUGAGUGUUAGAAAGCCUAGCUAAGCUGCUUUAUCUAUUGUGAAGGAGUAGAAAAUGGAGAAAGUACCAUGACUUUGUGCAGGUUGAGAAAGCUGGUAGAAUAGUAACUAUCAUUGAGACAUCUUUAAAAGUAGGUAUACAGUCUAUUUUAUUCAAGAAAUUUGAAGUAAUCCUUUCCCCUGUUGCUGACAAUUCACAGCAUUUGCAAGUACUCAUUAAGGUUACAGAUACACAUCAGAACCUGACUAGGUGAACUAUUUUAGGCAAUGGUCCUAAAAAUGCUCUGUAAUAUGGGAGAAUGGGGGUAUGGAUAAUUAACAGGGAUCUUGAAUCUGAUUUAGAGAUUUGAACUCCCUUGGAACGAGACCCGAAAGUAAUAUUAAAACAACUGGCAGAGUUUAAAUCUGUGUUGCUUGAAGUCUGAACUUAGCUUUGAAAGCUGAGCCCAUUUUUAUUAGAACGGUGAGGGUAAAUAGUUUAAAGCUGUAGGCGCAGGAGUUGGUGCCUACAAGUUGCACUUUAAUUAGAUUUUUGUUGU
This is a messenger RNA of Podarcis raffonei (Aeolian wall lizard), 2842 nucleotides long. It is a transcript of the gene RMND5B, whose product is annotated as required for meiotic nuclear division 5 homolog B. Gene Ontology annotation, cellular component: nucleus; GID complex; cytoplasm. The record is from RefSeq and is a predicted model, not a curated record. Gene Ontology annotation, molecular function: ubiquitin protein ligase activity; protein binding. The transcript has 10 exons. Bases 367 to 1542 code for a protein of 391 amino acids. Gene Ontology annotation, biological process: proteasome-mediated ubiquitin-dependent protein catabolic process. Lineage: Eukaryota; Metazoa; Chordata; Lepidosauria; Squamata; Lacertidae.